Messenger RNA from Ceratotherium simum simum (southern white rhinoceros), 1987 nucleotides. It is a transcript of the gene SUPT7L, whose product is annotated as SPT7 like, STAGA complex subunit gamma. Gene Ontology annotation, cellular component: SAGA complex. The record is from RefSeq and is a predicted model, not a curated record. NCBI's taxonomy places the organism in Eukaryota, Metazoa, Chordata, Mammalia, Perissodactyla, Rhinocerotidae. Gene Ontology annotation, molecular function: protein heterodimerization activity; transcription coactivator activity.
GCAUUAGUCUUUGUCUCCUCACAUAAUACCUGGCAUUUGAUAAAUGUUUGUUGAAUUUGAAGAGACAUAUGGGCAAUGAAUCUGGAAAGGGAGAACAUCUUCGGUCCUACAGUGUUGCUGACACUGACAUUUUUCUGAGUGGUCCUGAACAACCUACUUUUUAUGUAAAUAACGGGCUAGACUUCAUAUUUUUCACUACAGAAGCUUAUAACCUACAGUUGCCAGAGAUUUAAAGACACUAGUUUAGGAUAUCAUCUACAUUUAACUUGGAAGCUCUUCCUUUCUUAUUCCAAAAUGUUGAGAUACUGGGGAGAGAUACCAAUCUCAUCAAGCCAGGCCAACAGAAGUUCCUUUGAUUUGCUCCCACGGGAGUUCCGUCUGGUGGAAGUCCAUGACCCUCCUCUGCACCAACCCUCAGCCAACAAGCCCAAGCCCCCCACUAUGUUGGACAUCCCCUCAGAGCCAUGCAGCCUCACCAUCCAUACCAUUCAGCUUAUCCAGCACAACCGACGUCUGCGCAACCUCAUUGCCACAGCUCAGGCCCAGAAUCAGCAACAGACAGAAGGUGUAAAGACUGAAGAGAGUGAACCUCUUCCCUCCUGCCCUGGGUCACCUCCUCUUCCUGAUGACCUCCUUCCUUUAGACUGUAAGAAUCCCAAUGCACCAUUCCAGAUCCAGCACAGUGACCCAGAGAGUGACUUUUAUCGUGGGAAAGGGGAACCUGUGACUGAACUCAGCUGGCACUCCUGCCGGCAGCUCCUCUACCAGGCGGUAGCCACAAUCCUGGCCCAUGCAGGCUUCGAGUGUGCUAAUGAAAGUGUCCUGGAGACCCUAACUGAUGUGGCACAUGAGUACUGCCUUAAGUUCACCAAGUUGCUGCGCUUCGCUGUGGAUCGGGAGGCUCGGCUGGGGCAGACUCCUUUCCCUGAUGUUAUGGAGCAGGUAUUCCAUGAAGUGGGCAUUGGCAGUGUGCUCUCCCUCCAGAAGUUCUGGCAGCACCGCAUCAAGGACUAUCACAGUUACAUGCUACAGAUUAGUAAGCAACUCUCUGAAGAGUAUGAAAGGAUUGUCAAUCCUGAGAAGGCCACAGAGGACACUAAACCUGUAAAGAUCAAGGAGGAACCUGUGAGCGACAUCGCCUUCCCUGUCAGUGAUGAACUGGAGACUGACCUUGCUUCUGGAGACCAGUCACUGCCCAUGGGAGUCCUUGGGGCUCAGAGUGAGCGCUUCCCAUCCAACCUAGAGGUUGAGGCUUCGCCACAGGCUUCAAGUACAGAGGUAAAUGCUUCCCCUCUUUGGAAUCUGGCCCAUGUGAAAAUGGAGCCUCAAGAGAGUGAAGAAGGCAAUGUCUCUGGGCAUGGCGUGCUGGGCAGUGAUGUCUUCGAGGAGCCCAUGUCAGGCAUGAGUGAAGCUGGGAUUCCCCAGAGCCCUGAUGACUCAGACAGCAGCUACGGUUCCCACUCCACUGAUAGCCUUAUGGGGUCCUCCCCUGUUUUCAACCAGCGCUGCAAGAAGAGGAUGAGGAAAAUAUAAAAGGAAAAGAGAGAGAUUUUCUGUCCAAACCUACAAGACCCAACAGAAAACCUUGAUUAUUCAAAUUUGUUUUGAUAAACAAUGAUUUGACUCUUAUUCUUAAACACAGUGGGUUUUCCUGAUUUCAGUGGAACUGGAUUUAACAAAACAAGUUUGCAUUUUACUUUUGCAUCCAUUUUUUGUAGUUUUCCACAACAACCAAGCCACCUUUCAGACAGACCACGACGCUGGGACGGUAAUCAGGAAACCAAAGCACUGUCCCUGACUGUUGUCUUUACUGUGUGGUUAGACAAGUUACUUAGCUUCUCUAGAGCCAUUUCUCUUGCACAACCGAGAAGAAUAAUACCGCUUUGACGUACCUUGCAGGGAUGCUGUGAAGAUCGAGAUGUUAUUAAACCUCAAAUCUGUGCUUGAACAGACUCACAAGUAAAUAUAUGCUGAUAGCAAAUGUCAA